Molecule: messenger RNA, 1256 nt
Organism: Mya arenaria
Lineage: Eukaryota; Metazoa; Mollusca; Bivalvia; Myida; Myidae
Product: optic atrophy 3 protein homolog
Exons: 2
Coding region: 35-568 (177 amino acids)
Biological process (GO): regulation of lipid metabolic process
Cellular component (GO): mitochondrion
Source: RefSeq, a predicted model, not a curated record
UUCCUAAAAUGUAAACAAAUGAGGGCAAAGAAAAAUGCCCUUUCCACUGGCAAAAUUGUUGGCCUUAGGACUCAGGCAGAUGAGCAGACAUGUUGCGGCCUUUGUGAAGACGAAAGCAAAGGAAAAUGAGACAUUUCGGAGCAUUCUAGUUAGGUCUGCUGGCUGGUACCAUGGAGUAUCAGUCCGAUCUUCCCUAGCCAACCUGGGAUUUGGCAAAGUUAAGGAUGUGCAGCCUCUCUCAGAACAAGCUGCCAUAGAACUUGGAGCAGAAAUGAUCAAUGAUCUUGUAGUGAUUUGUUGUGCUUUAAGUAUUUAUCUUUUCAUCGAGUCUAUUCCAAAUCCUAGCCAACGUGCUGAGGCGGAGAGGAAAAAAGAAGAAAUGGACGUGUUAAAGAAAGCUGUUUACCAACAAAGUGUGGAGCUUGAAGAGCAAGCAGUGAGAUUAAAAGAGUUAGAAAAAUUGUUAACUAGCAAAACUAUGUAUUCGUCAACUACGAGUAAAGUGAUUAAAGAUCUUAAAGAGAUUGAAAUUAAGUCACUGUCAGAUAUUACAAAUAAAAAGUCUUAGCAGUCCUUUGAACCAAACUUUUAAAAAUAGUUUUGUUCAGUGAGGUCAUUAGGUGGAUCUUAGAUGAGAUGAUAGCUGAAAAUGUUUUUUGUUUUUUAAUUUUGUUUUGUUUCAUUAUCUUUGAAUAAUUCAUAAGUAAUGCCAGGGGUCGUAUUCAAUAUAAAACUUAUCCAUAGACAUGUCUUUAAAGUGCAUGAUUCACUUCAGCCUAUUAAUUCUGUAUACAGUCUAAUCCAAACACACAAAUUUUACUCUUAGAUUAAGUUAAAUAUAAGUGAGUUAUUGAACGAAGACCCAGAGAUCCUAUUUACAUAUAUAUGUUAUCAAAAAUCCCUGGUAAAUCCUUAGCUUCAACAGUUGUUUGUCUUUUAAUGCCUAGAGCACCCAGUGAUAAACGUUUACUAUUAUGCCAUGGUGUAAUCCGAUAUUGGUGUUUGUGUCUUGAAUUGCAUUAUAAAUUAUGCAUGCCUUUGGUGUGUGAUGAGCAUUUACAUAUUUUACAUGACUUUCUAGUGUUUUGUUUGUUGUUUUUUUGGUGCAAAAUGUUAAACUUUUGCAUUAUUUUUUGUGUACUUUUUUGUUUACAUGUAAUCAUGAUGUAUUUUAAACAAUUUAUUGGUAGAGCUUUAUUCUUUAUUUAUUUCAGUAACCUGUUAGGAAUUGGAUCUAUAAUAAAACAUAAAACCGA